UGAAGAAAUGGCGAGGGUGGGAGCAUCAUUCGUGUUGGUGUUUGUGUUUGUGAUGAUGUUGGGGGUUGUAGUGAGUAGAGUGAGAGGGGACAAGUGUGGAGAUGAGAUACAGGGCUUGGCCACCAACUGCGCUCCGAUAUUGCAGGGCAACGCUCCCUCUGCGGCGUGUUGUGGGCUGAUCAGGAGCGCCGACAUGUCGUGCGUGUGUCCCAAGGUCACUCCUGCAAUUGCUGCCUCCAUCAAUGUGCCCAAACUGGUCACCAUCAUCCAGAGUUGCGGUAGAAAUGUUCCUCAUCAAACUCGAUGCGGAAGUAUUGUGACGCCAUGAUUGGAAUCCAGUGGAAGCUCAAUAGAAUACAAUUGUUUAGAGUUUAUGAAGCACAUCCCUAUUUGAUAGCGUUUAAAUAAAAUGUUUGUCUUCCUAAUAUGUAACUGGGUUGAACAAACGUAUGUGGGAUGCUCCACCUGAAAUUUUAGAACCAUUGUAUAUUG
Molecule: messenger RNA, 492 nt
Organism: Cryptomeria japonica (Japanese cedar)
Lineage: Eukaryota; Viridiplantae; Streptophyta; Pinopsida; Cupressales; Cupressaceae
Product: non-specific lipid-transfer protein 2
Exons: 2
Coding region: 8-328 (106 amino acids)
Source: RefSeq, a predicted model, not a curated record